AUGAAUAAAGACAUUGAAUAUGGCACUGGUAGUUGGCGUAAUUCUUCCAUAUUCACAAUUGCCAUUGAUAUUGGAGGAUCAUUGGCAAAAGUAAUAUUUUCUCCCUUACACUUGGGACGACUACGGUUUGAGACGGUAGAAACCGAGAGGCUAAAAGAAUUCAUGCAAUUGCUCCAUGAUAUCAUCAACAAGUAUAACAAUGGGUCACAAAAAAGUACCAUCAUUAUAGCAACCGGCGGUGGUGCUUACAAAUUCUAUGAUUUACUUCAGGAAGAGUUUCCAGAUGUGAUAAGUAUAAAAAGAGAAGAUGAAAUGCAGUGCUUGAUCAAAGGCUUGGACUUUUUUAUUCAUGAGAUCCCAGAGGAGGUGUUCACUUACAAUGAUAUUGACGGGGAGCACAUCGUGGUACCCGAGCAUGCAAAAGUCUAUCCAUACAUGCUCGUGAACAUCGGCUCAGGUGUAUCAAUCCUGAAAGUUGACUCUCCAAACAAGUUCUCACGAGUUGGCGGAUCUUCCUUGGGUGGUGGAACUCUUUGGGGUCUUUUAUCUCUUAUAACGGGUGCACGUACGUAUGAUGAAAUGCUUAGCUGGGCGCAUAGAGGGGAUAAUACCAACGUAGACAUGCUCGUUGGAGAUAUUUAUGGGUCAGAUUAUGGCAAGAUUGGUCUGAAAUCUACAAAUAUAGCAAGUUCGUUUGGAAAGGUGUUUCAAAGGGGCACUCAGCACGAGCCUGAGCAGGAUGAAAUAAGUGCGGAGACGUCUACAAAAGAUAUACAGGCACGUUAUAGAAAGUUCAACAAUGCAGAUAUAUCUAAAAGUCUGCUAUAUGCUAUCUCUAACAAUAUAGGGCAAAUUGCAUAUUUGCAGGCUAAAGUGCACAACGUUCAAAAUAUUUAUUUUGGAGGCUCAUAUAUCUGGGGCCAUCUAACCACCAUGAACACCUUAAGCUAUGCAAUCAAUUUCUGGUCCCAAGGAGGCAAACAAGCAUUUUUUUUGAAGCAUGAGGGAUACCUUGGUGCAAUGGGUGCGUUUUUAAAUGCUCAAGAGCAAACGGCCAACAAUUGA
Molecule: messenger RNA, 1065 nt
Organism: Lachancea fermentati
Lineage: Eukaryota; Fungi; Ascomycota; Saccharomycetes; Saccharomycetales; Saccharomycetaceae
Source: the annotation of a GenBank genome assembly